Procambarus clarkii (red swamp crayfish) is the source of this 1500-nucleotide messenger RNA. The record is from RefSeq and is a predicted model, not a curated record. NCBI's taxonomy places the organism in Eukaryota, Metazoa, Arthropoda, Malacostraca, Decapoda, Cambaridae.
AUGUUUUUCAAAGAGGAAAUCUUGAGUGCGUCGUGCGCUGUUAGCGGCGCCAGCAGCCAUUUUCGGGUAAGUGUGUCCGGGGAAGUGUGUCAACUAAGUAUAUCCAGCCUGACGGUCUCAGCGCUCAACUCCGAGGGCGCCGGUGUCAGCCCUGAGGCGCUGGUAUCGGCCCUGAGGCUCUGGUCCCUGAGGCGCCGGUGUCAGCCCACAGGCGCCGGAGUCAGCCCAGAGGCGCCGGUGUCAGCCCUGAGGCGCUGGUGUCAGCCCAGAGGCGCCGGAGUCAGCCCAGAGGCGCCGGUGUCAGCCCAGAGGCGCCGGUGUCAGCCCAGAGGCGCUGGUGUCAGCCCAGAGACGUCAGUGUCAGCCCAGAGGCGCCUUAGUCACCCCAGAGGUGCCGGUGUCAGCCCAGAGGCGCCGGAGUCAGCCCAGAGGCGCCGGAGUCAGCCCAGAGGCGCCGGAGUCAGCCCAGAGGCGCCGGUGUCAGCCCAGAGGCGCCGGUGUCAGCCCAGAGGCGCCGGAGUCAGCCCAGAGGCGCCGGAGUCAGCCCAGAGGCGCCGGAGUCAGCCCAGAGGCGCCGGAGUCAGCCCAGAGGCGCCGGAGUCAGCCCAGAGGCGCCGGUGUCAGCCCAGAGGCGCCGGAGUCAGCCCAGAGGCGCCGGAGUCAGCCCAGAGGCGCCGGAGUCAGCCCAGAGGCGUUCCCAGAGGCGCCGGAGUCAGCCCAGAGGCGCCGGAGUCAGCCCAGAGGCGCCGGGUCAGCCCAGAGGCGCCGGAGUCAGCCCAGAGGCGCCGGAGUCAGCCCAGAGGCGCCGGAGUCAGCCCAGAGGCGCCGGAGUCAGCCCAGAGGCGCCGGAGUCAGCCCAGAGGCGCCGGAGUCAGCCCAGAGGCGCCGGAGUCAGCCCAGAGGCGCGGAGUCAGCCCAGAGGCGCCGGAGUCAGCCCAGAGGCGCCGGAGUCAGCCCAGAGGCGCCGGAGUCAGCCCAGAGGCGCCGGAGUCAGCCCAGAGGCGCCGGAGUCAGCCCAGAGGCGCCGGAGUCAGCCCAGAGGCGCCGGAGUCAGCCCAGAGGCGCCGGAGUCAGCCCAGAGGCGCCGGAGUCAGCCCAGAGGCGCCGGAGUCAGCCCAGAGGCGCCGGAGUCAGCCCAGAGGCGCCGGAGUCAGCCCAGAGGCGCCGGAGUCAGCCCAGAGGCGCCGGAGUCAGCCCAGAGGCGCCGGAGUCAGCCCAGAGGCGCCGGAGUCAGCCCAGAGGCGCCGGAGUCAGCCCAGAGGCGCCGGAGUCAGCCCAGAGGCGCCGGAGUCAGCCCAGAGGCGCCGGAGUCAGCCCAGAGGCGCCGGAGUCAGCCCAGAGGCGCCGGAGUCAGCCCAGAGGCGCCGGAGUCAGCCCAGAGGCGCCGGAGUCAGCCCAGAGGCGCCGGAGUCAGCCCAGAGGCGCCGGAGUCAGCCCAGAGGCGCCGGAGUCAGCCCAGAGGUGCUGGUGUCAGCCCUGAGGCGCUGGUGUCAGCCCUGA